Messenger RNA from Thrips palmi, 738 nucleotides. RefSeq lists its product as uncharacterized. The coding region runs from base 85 to 723 and encodes 212 amino acids. The transcript has 5 exons. NCBI's taxonomy places the organism in Eukaryota, Metazoa, Arthropoda, Insecta, Thysanoptera, Thripidae. The record is from RefSeq and is a predicted model, not a curated record.
UUUUCCACGCCACUCAAUGAAGCCUCUCCAUGUUGCAACUGUCAGCGCACUGGUCGCCGGACCGGCCAAUGUAGAGCUCCAGCGAUGAUCCGGCACCAUGUGGUCGGGCACCAAAUUCAUGCAAGAGGCUCAGUGUUCCUGCUUCCUUUCAUCUUGCUUUGGACAAUCGGACCGCUGCUGGCCUUAGGCAAUGUUCGGAGCAAGAAUAUCAACAAUUUUGCUGGCCCGUACAUCGCUUUCGGCCACAAAUUCGACCCAUGCCCGUCGGACGGAACCAUAGAAGUGCUCAUCCGUGCCAGCCACUUCAACCCAGCCAGGCCCUACGAUCUGCAGACUAUUUCGGGGAACUUGUCCUCGAAAGAAGACAUGAAGGACAAUUAUUGGUCUCGCGUCGAAAUGGCCGUACGAUCAAAUAACCAAUGGAAAGACAACGCCUUUAUCUUCAAUUUCCCCAGACUGGGAUGCACUGCGAUCCGUGAACAAGUUCCAGACUUAUUUCGCAUCAUUGCUAAGCACAGCGGAGCACCGACAGACAAAGCGGCUCCCUGCGUCAUACCAGCGGGGGUUUACGUGUUGAAGAAUGAAUCGGUGAGCUGGACGUUUCCCAACUUCCCAGUCAUACCGUACGGGCGUUACCGGUUCCGAGUGACGUCACGCAGCAUCACCAGUCGCACUACGCUUCUUUGCCUCGAAGUCGACUGCGAGGCAAUUCCAAAACCGUAAACUGCUGUAGACCAA